Pochonia chlamydosporia 170 is the source of this 750-nucleotide messenger RNA. Its product is annotated as short chain alcohol dehydrogenase. Bases 1 to 750 code for a protein of 249 amino acids. Lineage: Eukaryota; Fungi; Ascomycota; Sordariomycetes; Hypocreales; Clavicipitaceae. The record is from RefSeq and is a predicted model, not a curated record. The transcript has a single exon. Gene Ontology annotation, molecular function: oxidoreductase activity.
AUGAGUCUUCUCGGCAAAGCAUUCAUCGUCACAGGAGGUGCAUCUGGUAUCGGCAAAAGCACAGUUAGAAAACUGCUAGAGCUAUCUGCACAAGUGCACGUCCUAGACAUCUCCAGCAAAAUACCAACACACAACGGCCUAGCCGGUCAACAGCAGAGCUACCCCAAGGUCAACAUAUCAUCGAGGAAGGAUGUCAAAGCUGUGUUUGACCGAAUUGCCGCCCAGAAUAACGUACAAAUCGCCGGGCUUGUCCAUUGUGCGGCGAUCCUGCGCCCUACUGAAACAUCGGAAGCGGGGGACGAGAAUCUUUGCCAGCUCUGGGAUGUCAAUGUUGCUGGUACAUGGAAUGUCAAUACCGAGUUUCACCAGUUGGUCAAGUCGUCGCGCGUUCCUGGGGAGGUCGACAGCAUUGCAAGUAUCGUCAACGUAGGUUCGAUGGCUUCCGUACGGGGCAUCCCUGGUCUUGCAGGAUAUGUCGCCAGCAAACAUGCAGUACUGGGAUUGACUCGCUGCUUUGCUCAAUCUUGGGCGUCGGCUGGUCUAAGAGUGAACUGCGUUGCUCCAGGGGCUGUGAAUACGCCGAUGAUUCAGGGGACCAUGGAUACUGCACCUGUUGCGGCAGCGUACAAGGGGGCUCUGAAGUCGAUAGUAGAGCCUGAAGAGGUUACCGAAGCAAUCGUGUUUUUGUUGGGAAAAUCCUCCUCAGCGAUAACAGGGCAGAUGGUUGAAGUAAAUGGUGGCUGGCCUUGA